This is a messenger RNA of Rhinocladiella mackenziei CBS 650.93, 1074 nucleotides long. RefSeq lists its product as uncharacterized. The coding region runs from base 1 to 1074 and encodes 357 amino acids. The transcript has 2 exons. The record is from RefSeq and is a predicted model, not a curated record. NCBI's taxonomy places the organism in Eukaryota, Fungi, Ascomycota, Eurotiomycetes, Chaetothyriales, Herpotrichiellaceae.
AUGGUCCAUUACAUUCGCUUCUUGCGUACGCCGCAGGUCGAGGCUGGCAAGAAGACUGUCGACGUCUCUGCCGUGGUUGCAGUCACCACCGACUUGGGUGAUGCCUUUUAUGCCGUGAACGUGGACCUGGUUGCGGAAGCUGUAGAAGCUACUCGUCCUCAUGUCGUCUUCCAUUCUCAGACAUUCCCGUGGCAGGCUACAUCCAGAGCUCUUAAGUUCUCUCUCAAUUGUCCCGGCAAGUAUGUUUCUAGAUCUGUGCGGUUGCAUGUGACCACGAAGGACACGAUUGCUUCCUCCGCUCGACGGGAAGUCCCUCAGAUCCUUGAUGUCUGGAGCAUUGCUUUUCCCUUGUCUGACAAACAGCGGACGGACCCUAUUGUUGAACGGCAAGUGCUGCUGCCGAACAACUCCCCGGUUUGUAUAUCGGAGGAAACGGGCGACAGUAUUGCUCGUCAUAUCUGGGAUGCGGGCUUAGGCUUUUUGAUCUACUUUGCGAAAGCUCUAUCGGCAUCCCCCACAGAAGGUGUUUCUCGAUGUGCAGCUCUGUGGAAGUCCAGUAAGGUAAGGCGACUGAGGGUGCUGGAACUCGGUACUGGCUGCGGGAUUGUUGGCAUUGCUUUUGCACAACUUGUCAAAUGUGACAUACUUCUUACCGACCUGGAAGAUGCUCAGGAGAUUUUGGCAAGCAACGUCCGGUAUGCUUCGCCAGUGGCAGGAUCUAUGAUCCAGACUGGGAUUUUGGAUUGGGCUACUGGCCUUGAUGAUAGCUCCAAUGCGAAUUUCGAUCUCAUUUUGGUUUCGGACUGCAUCUACAAUCCAGAGAGCAGUAUUCAUCUGGUAGAGACUCUGAGACAGCUGGCCUUUCGUACACCGAAGCUACUGAUUUUGGUGGGAUUCAAACGACGACAUGAAGCAGACACCGUCUUCUUCGAACGGAUGCAGCAAGCCAAUUUCGACACAGUUGAGAGGAUCAACAUCCCCCUGCCUUACACGACUACCGAUCAAGACACAGACCCGCCAAUGAUCGAAUUUUAUACCUAUGAACAUCGCUCGGCUGCCAAAGAACCGAAAUAG